CUCCGUCCUUCCACAGGAGGUUAUGGCUGAGGACUUUGUGAAGACAAGAGGACACCGGGGAUUAUUUGAUGGAAACUAUGCGUUUUCGUGCGUAAUAGUGUGAAAUAUCUUCUCCACUCAGCAGCUGGGAUGAGCUCCAGAUCAAGGAGGCGUUGAGCCUGCCAACAUGUCCCACGCACAGGUCGAGAUACCAGGACGCGGGUUCCCAGGCCUCCCUGUGGAUAUGACCGACGACUGCUUGUCCCGGGUGCCAUCCGUGCUGAGGACGCACGGCUUGGGCGCGCGCAGAAACUCUUACGGGCUGCAGAAAAUCAGCAUGGACAUGGAUUCGCCUUUAUACAGCGGGGCCCUCUCCAAAGCCCUGUCCUGGUCCGCCGAGAACAUCCUGACACUGUCCGAGUCCAGAGUAGAGGAGGAGAAAACCUCUCCACCGUCCCCGUCCCCGGUCUCCAGCCCGGGCACCAGCUCCAACACGCCCCCAGGCAGCCAGGAGCCCGACGCCGGCUCCCUCACUCACGGCAGCUGGGAACCCGUCCAGAGAUCCAGGGGCCGGGCCGCCAGCUCGGACUCUGAGAGUGAACUUCACAAUAAGCAGCACAAGACAUUGUCUCGCAUCACCUUUGACACCCAGUCUGAGCAGGAGGAGAAGGAGGACGUGGAGACCAAAGCGGUGGCAACUUCCCCUGAUGGAAGAUACCUCAAAUUCAACAUAGAGAUUGGAAGAGGAUCCUUCAAGACGGUCUAUAAAGGGCUGGACACCGAGACAACAGUGGAGGUGGCAUGGUGUGAGCUCCAGACCCGCAAGCUGACCAAGGCAGAGCGGCAACGCUUCAGCGAGGAAGUGGAGAUGCUGAAGGGGCUGCAGCACCCGAAUAUCGUCCGCUUCCACGACUCCUGGAAGUCGACGGUGAAGGGCCACAAGUGCAUCAUCCUGGUGACGGAACUCAUGACGUCAGGGACGCUCAAAACGUACUUGAAAAGGUUCAAGGAGAUGAAGCUGAAGCUGCUGCAGCGCUGGAGUCGACAGAUUCUCAAAGGGCUCCACUUUCUGCACACGCGUGCUCCUCCCAUCAUCCACCGGGACCUCAAGUGCGACAACAUCUUCAUCACCGGCCCCAUCGGCUCCGUCAAGAUAGGAGACCUGGGGCUGGCCACCCUCAAAAGUGCCUCUUUUGCUAAAAGUGUCAUUGGCAUCUAUAACAAAUAUCCACGAAAUGGUGGACACACUGGGAAGGAGAGCCGCCGCGGUGGAGACCACAACAGGAGAGACACCAUGGGGAAUCUCUUAACUACACCACCUGAACUGGAAUGUGCGCAUCAGGCUCUGGCACAGAAACCUAAAAUGGACCAGUCACCCAGACCCAUCAUCGUCGCCUUCCACAGAUAUCAAGACCGAGAGUGA
Paralichthys olivaceus (Japanese flounder) is the source of this 1402-nucleotide messenger RNA. Lineage: Eukaryota; Metazoa; Chordata; Actinopteri; Pleuronectiformes; Paralichthyidae. The record is from RefSeq and is a predicted model, not a curated record.